AUGGACUGCAACUGUGUCAGUGAUCUACUGCUCCCCCCUGUGCCUGCCCUCUGGACACCAGGGUUCGCCUUCCCGGACUGGGCCUACAAGCCCGAGUCGAGCCCGGGCUCCAGGCAGAUCCAGCUGUGGCAUUUCAUCCUGGAGUUGCUGCAGAAGGAGGAGUAUCAGGGUGUGAUCGCCUGGCAGGGGGACUACGGGGAGUUCGUCAUCAAGGACCCAGACGAAGUGGCCCGACUGUGGGGGAUAAGGAAGUGCAAACCUCACAUGAACUACGACAAGCUGAGCAGGGCUCUGAGGUAUUACUACAACAAGCGGAUUUUGCACAAAACAAAAGGGAAGCGUUUCACGUACAAGUUUAACUUCAGCAAGGUGGUGCUGGUGAACUAUCCCAUCCUGGACAUGGCCAACUCUCCCUUCUUUCUGGCUCAGAACCACUUUAACGGGGGCUCCGCCACACCAGACUGCAGCCCAGAGGUACGAAAUGCCAUACAGUCGCUGUUUCCUCGUUUGCCCGAAACUGGCAGAGGAACGUCGCUGUUUGAUCGAGGCUCUGCAGCGGCGGCACCCGAAGGAGACAAACUGAGACUGGACGCGUUCCCCUUCCUCAGUUCAGGUGCCCCGUGCUAUUCCAAGCCCCCAUCCCUGCUGGGCCCGUACCCUCGCAACCCACCCUUCGACUACCCCUGGGGCUUCAACCCCUACCUCCCAGGGGCCUUCUCUCUCAAUAACUGCCCCAAACUGCCCCCUGGCUCCCUCUACCCCUCCCAAUUUUACCCCAACCCUUUGCAGAGCAGCCUAUCCCAGCUGCCUCACCCCUUCUCCUCACUGCUCCCCCCUGGUGAGGUUGGGGGGGGUGAGAGGGGGCAAACCGGUGGGACAAACGGCACAGCGGGUGGUCAGCCAACCCGACUCUGCCUGCCGCCCUAUCCAGGCAGCCUGAUGCUGGGACGGACAGAAAUCGCGAACGGGGCAACUCUGGGGGAAAGGGAGCGGGUGGAGGCCAACCCCCCUGGCACGGGGCUGAGUCUGGGGCUGGGAGCCGUCAGCCUCGGAGCUGGGACAGGGACUGGCCAGCAGAGCCCCUCGGAGAGGAGAGGGGGCGUGAAGCAGGACCCGGAGUCAGACUCUGAUCUGGAGAUAACGGAUCUGAGCGACUGCAGCUCGGAAAACGAGAACGAGCACGAAUUCGGCAUUGGGAAGGGGUCCGGCCUGGUGAACCGACCGCAACUCGUGCUGGAUGGAAAGAAGGGGAGCAUGCUGCCCCCCAUCUCCUCGCUCCCCCCACCAGUGUCCCCCCAUCCCCUGAAGAGCCUGAUGCCAAUCACUCCUCCGCCCCCAUCUUUGCCUCCGUCUCUCUCCCCUUCCAUGGCUCUGCAUGACAGACACAGGGAGGCAGAGACUCUGAAAAUGAUCCACAGCUAA
Molecule: messenger RNA, 1422 nt
Organism: Nematolebias whitei (Rio pearlfish)
Lineage: Eukaryota; Metazoa; Chordata; Actinopteri; Cyprinodontiformes; Rivulidae
Gene: erfl1
Product: Ets2 repressor factor like 1
Exons: 5
Coding region: 1-1422 (473 amino acids)
Biological process (GO): regulation of transcription by RNA polymerase II; cell differentiation
Cellular component (GO): nucleus
Molecular function (GO): sequence-specific DNA binding; DNA-binding transcription factor activity, RNA polymerase II-specific
Source: RefSeq, a predicted model, not a curated record